Trichomycterus rosablanca is the source of this 663-nucleotide messenger RNA. It is a transcript of the gene lrit2, whose product is annotated as leucine-rich repeat, immunoglobulin-like and transmembrane domains 2. Lineage: Eukaryota; Metazoa; Chordata; Actinopteri; Siluriformes; Trichomycteridae. The record is from RefSeq and is a predicted model, not a curated record.
AUGUUGGUGGAUGUCAGGUCUCCUGAUGGGCCACUUUCCAUAUUCCCAGCCUUUCCUUUGGCAGCAAAUUAAGAGAAUGUCUAUAUAAAUAUUUGUAUUGCAAGCAAACUAUGUGUAGGAUCAGCAUUAUGUUGACCAGCUGUGUUGACCAGCAGGUACCUGGUUACCAUACACUUCAGUCACUAUGAUACACCCGAAACGGGGUUGAUCCAUACUGGUCCAGGUAUCAACACCUACUCAGUAGACCUGCUGCCUGCCACUUAGUAUGAAGUCUGUGUGACUCUAAAGAAUCAACCACCCCGACAAGGCCAAUGCAUUGUUCUUGUGAGAGGAAGUGAUUUAGAAAAGUUCAUAUACAUUGUGGUCAUUGUACUUGCCAUGGUACAGGCAGUGCCAGCAGGAAUGUAUGCCUGCACUACUUAUAUAAAGUUUGACUGCUUAGAAUGUUUCAUGGAGGACUAAAGAAAAAACAGGAGGCAAGAAGAGAAACACAGAUCAAAUAAAAGACAUGGGACCUUUGACAGCCUCCAGGCUUCUAGCUAUGAGAGACUGUGGAAGGAUUCAAGCGAGGGCCGCAAGACUUGCAGGAGGUCUGAUGAAAGGAAACACAAGGCCAAAUUUAACCGCAAACAUACAAGAGUUCUACUGAAUGUGCACUCCUAG